Myotis davidii is the source of this 2462-nucleotide messenger RNA. It is a transcript of the gene NCKAP5, whose product is annotated as NCK associated protein 5. NCBI's taxonomy places the organism in Eukaryota, Metazoa, Chordata, Mammalia, Chiroptera, Vespertilionidae. The transcript is spliced from 6 exons. Gene Ontology annotation, biological process: microtubule depolymerization; microtubule bundle formation. Gene Ontology annotation, cellular component: microtubule plus-end. The coding region runs from base 185 to 1612 and encodes 475 amino acids. The record is from RefSeq and is a predicted model, not a curated record.
ACCCGCCACGGCAGGCUGCCCACGGGCCCCGCAGAGCCCAGGGAGCACACAGUGCCCAGGCGGUUUUGCAACCGGCAGGACCGCCAAGCUAGAAGCUUCUGGAAGGCAUCCAGAUCCUUCUAUAACCAGGACUGCUGCUGCGAGCCCAGAAGCCCCCCUCUCACCCUCCAUCGAAGAAAAGGUCAUGUUGUGCAUUCAGGAAAACGUGGAGAAGGGCCAAGUGCAGACAAAGGCCACGUCUGUGGAAGCCAAGCCACGGCCCGGGCCUUCCUUUGCCAGCUGGUUCGGUUUUCGGAGGAGCCGACUCCCCGCUCUCAGCAGCAGGAAAAUGGAGGCCUCCAAACCCAAAGUGGAGAAGAAAGACGCGAAGGGCUUGGGCUUUGGACACAGGCAGCUGAAAGCAGAGCGGAAAAAGGAGAAAAAGAAGUCUGAGCUGCAGAGCGAGGUGGAGAGUGAGCUUUGCAGGGACGCGGCGCUGGCGGGUCCUCCAGGCGCCGGCUUCCACAGCAAAAGUAGCCGGAAGGCAGCACAAGACAUUUACGAGCAAGUGAAGUUGGAACCGAGAAAUAGACCCAGUCCUGUUGCAUGUCCAACAAAAGAUACCUUUAUGACCGAGCUUUUGAGCAGAGUUGAUAAGAGAGCAGCUCAACAGACAGAAAGUGGAUCAAGCAGUGUUUCCUGCAGGAGCGUGUUAAAGGGCAGCUCCCAGGGCUCCUGUCGCACCAGCGGCCCCAGCAGCACUCAAGGAAACCACAAGAAAACCCUCAAAACCAAAGCCGAGGCAGAGAUGCCCAAGGGCUCCCUGGUAAAAGAGACAACUGAAAACCUGCAAGAGGAUGAAGAAGAUACAGUUGUAGAUUCUGCAUUUCAGAGUCACAUCAUAGAGUCCAACUGCCAGAUGAGGACCCUCGACAGUGGGAUCGGAACCUUCCCACUCCCAGACUCGGGGACUCGCUCAGCCGGACGGUACAUAUGCCCGGCAGACCCCUCAGGGGACACCGAGCCUGACCUGUGCCUCCAGCCGGUCCUUUGUGCAGCCCCUUCCAUCCGAGCCCAGACCCUUGAACGAGAAGUGCCUUCCUCCGCCGACAGCCAGGACUUUGCAGACAACGCCAUCGUUCACUCCACGUCUGACCCCACCAUGACUGCCAGGGGGACGCGGCCUCUGCAGAGUCGCCUCCCCAGACCAGCCGCCUCAGGAAAAAUCCAUUCCCAAAAGCAGAAUGACGCCGAGCCACGGCCUCAGACCUGCUCGUCAGUAUGUGCUGAGAACACACUGGCCAGGGAGCUGCUUCCAGACUGGCGGGGUGAAGACCCCCCUGCGGACACCCAGAAAUUGAAACAAGUUGAAGAAACAAAAGAGGAUCCUGAGAAUAGAUUAUCUAAAAUUUCCCUGGAGUCGUUCAAUAAAUAUAACAGCAAUACUGUGAUUUUAUUAGAAAAAGACAACUCUCCGAACAAGGUUGAAGGACGGAAGGAAGAAAAGGAAAAAAAUGAAGAGGCAUCUUUGAGUAGCUCAGACCGGCCUGGGGUAGACAAUUUGGAAUCUUUGAGUGAUUCCUUAUAUGACAGCUUCUCUUCCUGUGCGAGUCAGGGUUCGAAUGAUGCAUAAAGGACUUUUCCCCCUCAGUGAGCUGGAAAUGGAGCACUUAAGAGUCAGGGGUUGGGAGGGGCAGGUAGAGAUGACAACAGUAAACUAUUACAACACCAGAGCCUGCGUUUUCAGGUUCACAGCAAGCAACCCACUGGAGCUUUCUUCUCUGACAGAGCAAUAAAGAUAGAUUCCAUGUGCUGUGUGUCAUAAGGAUUAAAAGUAAACACACCCAUGAUACAGAAGUCUUAAUUUUGCACUUUUUAAAAUAUUUAUACAGAAGUUGUAAAUUUUUUGGAAAAGAAGUUAUAUUUGUAGCAAAAAUAAAUAAAUGGAAUCCGCGCCAUGCUCUUGAAAUGAUGUACUAAGUCUUUUAGAAGUUGAUGAUAAUAUAUUUUUUAAAAUUCCAGCUAAAGUUUUUGUCCAGUUCAUCAUCUUAGUGCUUAAAUUGUUUGUGGGUACACUCUGAAAACCUAAAACAGGGCCUGCAAAAACAAACAAACAAACAAAAAAACAGAGACUAAUUAUAAUCUCCAACUGCCAAUCUUGAUUUGAUAUAAACUUUAAUUCUAGUGCAAUUUCAAAAUUGCUGCCAGAACUAUCCAGGCUUAGUGAUAAGUAUAAUUCUGCUUCUACUGAGAAGUGUAAAGAGUACUGAAGUGUGCCACUGAUCCGUGGGGAUGCGUAUCAGAAGUGACCUAAUUCUGUUUUCAAUAGCAGAUCUUCUUUCCAAACAUUUCCUUACAUCCUCCUCUACUGCGUCCUUCACUAUGAUGCAGAACAUUUUGGUUGAUUUUUAUUUUCCAGCUCUUUUUAUUAAAAUCUGGGCAGUCUAGAAUGAAAGCAAAUUUCUAUUUACGAUGUUCACUUU